Messenger RNA from Tetranychus urticae (two-spotted spider mite), 1240 nucleotides. It is a transcript of the gene Xpac, whose product is annotated as DNA repair protein complementing XP-A cells homolog Xpac. Gene Ontology annotation, molecular function: damaged DNA binding. The record is from RefSeq and is a predicted model, not a curated record. Lineage: Eukaryota; Metazoa; Arthropoda; Arachnida; Trombidiformes; Tetranychidae. Gene Ontology annotation, biological process: UV-damage excision repair; base-excision repair; nucleotide-excision repair involved in interstrand cross-link repair. Gene Ontology annotation, cellular component: nucleotide-excision repair factor 1 complex.
UAAAAGGUUUUUUGUAUCAGCUGAUUUUCAAACUUUUUGUUUCUUAAGUUUCUCUUUUUUGAAAUAUUGCUGUUAUAAUUUUGUUAAUCUGAUUAAUGAUUAAAUCUUCUGAAAUUUUCUUUAAUUUAUCGUAUUGUGUUCACUUGUCUUGGGUUCGUGACUGAUUGAGCCAUCAAGGUGAUAAUCACCAAUAUUUUGUCACUAUUGAAAAUCAAAUGACUCUGAUUAUUUAUUAAUCCCUCUCCAUUGAGUUUAAAUCAUUUGCAAUCGUCAACUAUCAUUUGUUUAUAAUUACAACGAUGUCAACCUCUUUUAAGUCCUUGACAAUACCGAAUCAGGGGACGAGUACAACUUCUAAUACAUCUACAACAGCCGCUAAACCAAGUACAAGUGUAUCAACCUGUACUGAAUGUAAAAAGAAGUUCAUUGAAUCGUUUUUAAAGACAAAUUUUGAUUACAAUGUUUGCAAUGCAUGCAGAGAUCCUAAGGAUAAACAUAGUUUGAUCACUCGAACAGAGGCUAAAAAUGAAUAUCUUCUUAAAGACUGUGAUCUGGAUAAAAGAGAACCACCAUUGCGUUUCAUUGCCAAAAAAAAUCCUAAUCCUUUGGCUCGUGGUGAUAUGAGACUGUAUCUUCACAUUCAAGUGGAGGAAAGAGCAUUAGAGGUUUGGGAAUCUGAGGAAGCCUUGAUUGCUGAGAAGGAAAAAAGAAGUGGCAAGAGAAAGGAUAGACAAAAGAAGGACUAUGACAAAAAAAUGAAGACUUUAAGAAUGGAAGUCAGAAGUAGUCUGUACAAGAGGAAACCAUCGGCUCACAUUCACGAAUAUGGAGAGGAGAAAUACAUAGAGUCCGAAGAUAUGUACGAGAAAACCUGUAAAACAUGUGACCAUGUGGUAUCAUAUGAGAAAAUGUAAAAUUAUUAUGUCAAGUGUUCAAAAAUGACUGCAAUUUGGUAACCAGUGACAAUGAUAAAAUGCAUUUUUCAUGUCUUCGAAUGAAUAUUUCAACUAACUUUCACAUCAUUUUGGUCAUCUAAAUACUAUGCAUGUCUAGCAUACUCAUCUAACUCCAAAGAAACCAUCAUGAAACUCACUCUCUACUUAAACGUUACAUCGUCUAUUUUAAUUUCAUCGUAUUCAUAACACUUUUUUGUAAAAUGUUGUCUUUUCCAAACUUUACCGGCUGCUAAAGCAUUUAUUGAAAUGCUUUAUGCUAUUAAAAUGUUGUUUUAAUUCUCAGA